Saccharomyces paradoxus is the source of this 675-nucleotide messenger RNA. RefSeq names its product Tlg1p (gene TLG1). Gene Ontology annotation, biological process: vesicle fusion; Golgi to vacuole transport; intracellular protein transport. The record is from RefSeq and is a predicted model, not a curated record. The transcript has a single exon. Lineage: Eukaryota; Fungi; Ascomycota; Saccharomycetes; Saccharomycetales; Saccharomycetaceae. Gene Ontology annotation, cellular component: SNARE complex; membrane; endomembrane system. Gene Ontology annotation, molecular function: SNARE binding; SNAP receptor activity. The coding region runs from base 1 to 675 and encodes 224 amino acids.
AUGAACAACAGUGAAGAUCCGUUUCAGCAGGUUGUUAAGGACACCAAAGAGCAAUUGAAUCGCAUAGGCAAUUACAUAACCCGUCACAACACUGCCGGUGAUGAUGAUCAAGAGGAGGAAAUACAAGACAUCCUAAAGGACGUUGAGGAAACAAUAGUGGAUUUGGACAGAAGCAUAAUCGUAAUGAAAAGGGAUGAAAACGAAGACGUUAGUGAUAGGGAAGCACAAGUCAAAGAUAUAAAGCAACAGUUUGAUGCUUUGAAGUUGCGUUUUGACCAAAGAAUACAAGAAUCUACACAAACAACCCUUCCCUCAGAAGAGACGAUGGAAAAUUCAGCACUCAAUAGCACUAUGGCUGAGAACAAUGAUGGCGGUAUGUCCAAUCCGUUUCAGGAACAAAUGCUAAGGGAACAGGAUGUUCAUUUGGAUGGUAUUCAUAAGACAAUGCAAAAUCUGCAUAUUCAAGCUCAAACAAUGGGGGACGAGUUGGAAAAUCAGGGACAGCUGUUGGAUAAUAUGGAUGAGGGUAUGGACAGUGUUGUAAAUAAAUUGGCCAGAGGCCGUAGGCAAUUAGAAUGGGUUUACGAAAAAAACAAAGAAAAAUAUGACGAUUGCUGUAUAGGCCUACUUAUUGUCGUCUUGAUAGUUUUAUUAGUUUUGGCAUUCAUUGCUUGA